AUGGUCUUUAAUCACUUUGUGCGACAUAGUGGUGGACCUUCCUCCACAUCCAAAAGCAACCAAAAGGAAGUAAUGGGGGAUCAACCAAGCGCUGUCAAAGUGGAGGGUUUUGAACAACGUCAAUCUUUGACCCCUACCAAUAAGGCCAUGAGCACGGGUUCAGACAAGGCAACACCAGCCUCAACUGCAGUGUGCGCGGCUGAAGAGGGAGAUCGCCCCAUAAGGGAACGCCCAGUUUUAGAGUUCCCCGUGGACGGAGGUUGGGUCAAUUACAUGGCACUGCGAAACGUCAUGGACGAGUCUGACCUCAAGAUGUAUCUUUGUUUCACUCAGAUGGACUCGGCCAAAAUAGACAUAGUCCUGCCCAUUUUGGAGUCAAAGGAGUUCCCCGUUGACGGAGGUUGGGUCAAUUACAUGGCACUGCAAAACGUCAUGGACAAGUCUGACCUCAAGAUGUAUCUUUGUUUCACUCAGAUGGACUCGGCUGGAAUAGACAUAGUCCUGCCCAUUUUGGAGUCGAAGGGUGUCAAUCACUUUGACUUGUUCUUAUUCCGGGAGUAUGUCAACAUGGAACUUUUAAAGUCUUGGGAUAUUUCGCCCGGUUCUGCUGCUCGGAUGAUGCUCUAUCCACUCAUGUUCUACCAAUUCCAAGUGGAAUUGGACGGGGAAUUUGUUUAG
Molecule: messenger RNA, 678 nt
Organism: Melampsora larici-populina 98AG31
Lineage: Eukaryota; Fungi; Basidiomycota; Pucciniomycetes; Pucciniales; Melampsoraceae
Exons: 3
Coding region: 1-678 (225 amino acids)
Source: RefSeq, a predicted model, not a curated record